AUGGCACACAUUGACGACAAGAUUGAGCCAAUCGCCAUUGUUGGCUUGUCUUGUCGCUUCCCCGGAGAUGCCUCGAACCCAAACAAUCUGUGGGAUAUGAUGAGCAAUGCUCGACGAGGACACUCCAAGAUCCCGGCCGACCGAUUCAAUGCUGAUACUUGGUAUCAUCCAAGCCACGACCGACGAGGAGCAGUCAAUGUCAAAGACGGCUUCUUCCUCAAGGAAGAUGUUUCUCUCUUUGAUGCUCCAUUCUUUUCCAUCACCGCAAAAGAAGCAUCGGGCAUGGACCCCAUGCAGCGCCUUCUCCUCGAGGUCUCCUAUGAAACUUUUGAAAACGCUGGUGUCCCUAUCGACCAACUCGUAGGCAGCAAGACCUCCGUCUUUUGUGGCUGCUUCACGGGCGACUACGAUUUGCUUUCUAACCACGACAUUUUCGACCACGCACCAAAUGCCGCGACUGGCACUGGACGAGCCAUGCUCUCCAACCGCGUCUCCUGGUUCUAUGACUUGAGAGGGGCCAGUUUCACGGUCGACACGGCUUGUUCGUCCAGCUUGUAUGCUUUGCACUCCGCCUGCCAGUCCCUGCGCCUGGGGGAGUCGAAACAGGCACUGGUAACGGGGUCCAACCUUGUUCUAUACCCGAGCAUGAUGCAUUCUCUCACAAACAUGCACUUCCUCAGCCCUGAUGGUAUCUGCCACUCCUUUGAUGAUCGCGCCAACGGAUAUGCAAGAGGUGAAGCGAUCGGUGGCCUUCUCUUGAAGCCCUUGAAGCAGGCCCUGACAGACGGAGAUACUAUCCGUGCAGUUAUCCGCGGCAGCGGUGCCAACCAAGAUGGAAAGACACCGGGAAUCACGCAACCAUCACCUGAAUCUCAGGCGGAUCUCAUCCGUUUCACCUAUCAAGAGGCGGGUUUGUCAUUCAAUGACACCGGCUAUUUCGAAGCACAUGGAACCGGCACUGCUCUCGGUGACCCGAUGGAGCUCUCUGCCAUUGGCCAAACCUUUGGUCGCGCCAGAGAGGCCAGCAAGGAGCCUCUGUACGUCGGAAGCAUCAAGACCAACAUCGGUCACACCGAGGGGUGUUCCGGUCUUGCCGGCGUGAUCAAGUCGGUGCUGUGUCUGGAAAAAGGGCUCAUCCCCCCAAAUGCAGGCUUUGAGAAAAUCAAUCCUAAACUCCGUCUCGAUGACUGGAAACUUGCCCUUCCCAUGUCUACAAUGCCAUGGCCUUCUCCCGGCCUCCGCCGAAUCAGUGUCAACUCCUUCGGAUAUGGAGGUGCCAAUGCCCAUGUCAUUCUGGAUGACGCUUACCACUACAUGAAGAGUCGCGGCAUCAUGGGCAACCAUAGCACUGCCGUCGAGGACGAAACUGGCUCCGAUUCUGGUGUGAGCGUGGGCGGCGCCAGCACUCCACCAUCCCACCCCGAUGUGUCCUCCAGAUCGGGAGACAAAAAACUCUUCGUCUUCUCAGCUCAAGACCAGGCAGGUCUACCACGGAUGGCGGCUAAGUACCGUGACUCACUUGUCGACAAGGCCGACAAGGAGACGAAGGAGUCUCUUGGAGAUCAAGCAGCCUACCUCGAUGACCUGGCUUAUACUCUUGCCAGCCGCCGAACGAAAUUCGAUUAUCGCAGCUUUGCCGUUGCCGACUCAACGAGCACCCUUGCUGCCUCCUUGACCAAAGGCCUUCCCAAGCUUAAGAGAGCAUCAAAAGAUGACAACAUCAUGUUCGUCUGCACUGGUCAAGGCGCCCAGUGGCCUCAAAUGGGCCGACAGCUCCUCUCGAACCCAGUCUUCCGAGCCGCGACUGCCGAAUCGCAGAAGUACCUCGAGAGCUUUGGCUGUGAAUGGGACGUUUUCGAGGAGCUCGAGAAGGAAGGCUCGGAGAGCCGCAUCGACUCUCCAGAAUUCAGUCAACCCAUCUGCUCCGUCCUUCAGAUUUCUUUGAUUGAACUGCUACGCCACUGGGGUGUUGUUCCCAAAGCAACUGUUGGACACUCCAGCGGUGAGAUCGCCGCCGCCUACGCCGCCGGCUAUCUCAGUCAUGAGGAUGCGAUCAAGAUUGCCUACUGGCGAGGGGUCUACUCUGCCGAUGUGGGCAACCGCCUCGGUGAUCGAAAAGGAAUCAUGAUGGCUGCAGGCGUUUCCGAGGAAGAAGCCCAAGAAUAUCUGAAGCAAGUCCCUGAAGGCUCCGCGGUGGUGGCUUGCAUAAACAGCCCGUCCAGCGUGACGCUCUCGGGCGACGACUCAUCGGUGUCUGAACUGGAGCGCCUCCUUCAAGCCCAGGGCAAGUUUGCCAGAAAGCUUCGUGUCAAGACAGCAUACCACUCACCACACAUGCAAGUCAUUGCCGACGACUAUCUCAAAGCUAUGGGCGAUCUCACACCCCUGAAAGGAAAUGGAGCCGUCAUGUACUCGUCUGUCUCGGGCAAGCUGGCAGCUCCAACUGAGCUUGACGCUUCCUACUGGGUCAGAAACAUGGUGAGCGCCGUCCGAUUCAACGACGCUGUGACGGGUCUCCUGUUGCACUCGCAAAGCAAGGGACGACGAAAGACUCCCGUCAAAUGGAGUGCCGCAAUUGAGGUGGGUCCCCACGAAGCUUUGAAGGGACCUGUCAACCAAAUCAUGGCUGCAGUCGACAACAAGCUCUCUUCAACCAUCACCUACGCCGCUCCCGUCCUGCGAGGAAAAGACGCUGAGAUGACUGCAUUGGAAGCAGCUGGUCACCUAUGGGCUUCUGGCCACACCAUCGACUUGGCCAAAGUCAACGGACAGGAUAAUCAGCUGAGCAAGACGAAGGUGCUUUCUGAUCUGCCAACAUAUCCUUGGAACCAUUCUAAGGGGUUCUGGUACGAGCCUCGCAUGACCACGGCCAAACGAUUCAAGAAGGAACCUCGAACAGAUUUGUUGGGUGCACCAAUUGACAACCAGAACGAUCUCGAGCCACAUUGGCGCAACAUUCUCCGAAUCCCAGAGAAUCCUUGGAUGGCCCACCACGAAAUCACCGGCACCAUCCUGUACCCUGGUGCUGGUAUGCUCAUCAUGGCCAUCGAGGCGGCCCGCCAACUGGCUAAUCCGGAAAAGACGUUAAAGGGUAUUGAGCUUCAAGACGUUACAUUUGGCCGAGGCUUGGUCAUUCCAUCCGCAGAUGAAGCCGUCGAGACAUCCCUGAGCCUCCGGCCCUACAAGGCUUUGCCAGACUGCUACAGCUGGACCCUCUUCUCGUUGCCCCCAGGCAGCAACAGCUGGACCGAGAACUCAUCCGGCCUCGUCUCUCUUGUCUACGCUCCUAGCGAGGAAGUCGAGGAUACGGAAUGGCGGCACCACGCCGCCGUGUAUGAGGACAUCAAGAAGACCUCCACCAAAGAUGUCAAUAUUGAGACCUUCUACAAAGAUCUCCAAGCCAUUGGGAUGAACUACGGAACUUUAUUCCAAAACCUGACACAAGCCCAAGCUUCUCCCGAUACCCAUCGUGCUCACGGAACCGUCACGAUUCCCGAUACCAAAGCGAUCAUGCCUCACAACUUUGAAUAUCCUCAUUGGAUCCACCCGGCCACGUUGGAUGCCAUCUUCCAUCUACUAUUCAUUGGAUUCACAGCCGGUGAGCCCAUGAAAGAAGCCGCCGUCCCCAUCAACAUGGAGAAGAUGUACAUUUCUGCCAACACCCCUCAGGGAGCCGGUGCCAAAUAUGUGGGAUAUACGGAAGGCACGAUGAUCGACGGUCGAGAUCUGGCUGGCAAACUUGUUCUUUCGGAUGAAGAAUGGUCUGAACCCAAGGUCAUCAUCUCCAUCGCCGCAAGAGAAGUCUCUUCUCACGACAGUGGGAGCCACGCCGAUGACAACUCUGAUGAGACCAAGCGGACUGCCGUCCCUAUCUGGAAGGAGGAUCUCGAUAUCAUGUCUACCAGUGAGGCCGAGAGCUUCCUAAAGGUUAAUGGUGGCGAGAGCAAUUCACAAUUGGCUCUUCUCCUUGAUCGAGCUUGCCAUAAAGACGCUGAUUUGCGAGCACUAUUCUUUACCACGGACGUGUCUUCGGAUCUCAACGAGGCUCUUCUCAAGUUGGCCCCUCUGAAUAACCAACGACUGCGAUUCCAGCAAUGUACUGUGGUCAGUCAGAAUCAAAGCACUCUCGACACAAUGAAAGCCCAGCUCGACUCUGAUGGCUUGUCGAUUACUUACAAGACAAUCGACCUGGAUGCAGCCGUUUCUGAACAAGGAUUCUCGACGGAAUCCUAUGACUGUGCCAUCAUCGGCGCAUCAGACUUCAGAAGGACAGCCACUGCCCUCAAGCCACUCGUCGCACAAGGAGGCAAGCUGAUCAUCACCGGCGACAAGCCUGCGGAUGUUGCAGGCCGUGAAGCGUGGCACUCAGCUCUUGCUGAAGCCGGUAACUACGAUCUCGGACUGUGCAUGGAGAAUGAAAAGACGGUGCUUGUCACAGGCUUUGUUGGAUAUGCCGAAGAGUCAACGUCAGAGCUCCAGGACCUCGUCCUUCUCAGAAGAGCCGAAAUCAGCUCCGGCCUUUCCAUCCUCUUGGACAAGCUCGUGGAGAAGUUCUCCAGCAAGGGCUUCAACACACAGAUUGCCACAUUGGACGCCGCUGUGGACGUUAAGGACAAAGGCGUGCUUUCGUUCUUGGAAGCGGAGACCCCCUUGGUCAUCAACUGGACCAGUGGUGAAUUGGAACACUUCAAGCGAAUCGUCGCCUCGAAUCCCUACAUGCUCUGGGUCACCCGGGGCGGACAAGUGAUCACUCGAGACUCGAUCCCGUUCGCCGUUGCAACGGGUAUGCUGCGGACGGUGCGCACCGAAGUUCCACAAAUCACCCUGCCGCACAUCGACCUCUCUCCCGGCGCGAAUUUGGAAGCAGACACCACCAUCGACUUGGUCCUCAAGGUCUUUGACUCUACGGCUCGCGAUAGUCCCAAGACUCCCGAAAUGGAGUAUGCCGAGACUGACGGCAAGGUCAUGAUCUGCAGAGUCAUUGAAGACAAGAGCAUGGAUCGCGAGCUGGAGCUCUACUCUGUGAACGUCAGACCGGUGAUGGCUCCUCUACACCAAACCAACAGACCCUUGAAGCUGGCUUACGACGGUCAAUCUGGAGCGGCCAACAUUCGUUGGCUCGACGACGAAGAGCCUGCAGCAGAACUUGCGCCAUCUGGCGUGGAGAUUCAAGUCUCUGCCAUCUCCCUGACGGAGAACGAUCUCCCCUCGAUCUCCAAGGGCUCUGUUGGUCGCGACGCCGCCGGGACCGUCACUCGCGUGGGAUCCGACGUUUCCGAAUUUAAGCCCGGCCAACAAGUCGCCGUCAUCGGGUCAGGAACAUGCAAGACUCACCUGUCUCAGGACAAGUCUCUGGUCCGCGCGAUUCCAGCCGGCCUGUCUCCCGAGACAGUAGUGGGCCUGCCCAUCAUCUACGCCGCGGCCUAUCACGCUUUAUUCAAUCUCGCACACAUCAGCAGCUUGGACAAGGUCUUGAUCGAAUCCGCACACACGGCGUUGGGCCAGGCAGCCGUGCAACUCGCCAAGUCAACCGGAGCCGACGUCGUUGCGGCGGGCGACAUUGCUUCCCGGUCAACACUCGUGAGUUACGGUGUGCCAGAAGACCAUAUCUUCGAUGAGAGCAAGGAAUGGCAACCUCAAUUGGCCCGCUGGGUGGGUGGCUUUGACAUUGUCUUCAGCUCUGCUUCAGGGAAGACUCUGAGAAGCCUGUGCUCGCUGGUCAAUGACUUUGGUCGCUUCGUCAAUAUGAACUCCGACGCCGACGUGGACCAGCUCCACGCGACCAUCUUCAAGCGCAACAUAAGCUAUGCCAACGUCGACUUCGACCACCUGGUCAACGCCAGGGGCUCGCUGAUGAGCAGCCUCGUGACCAAAGUCUUCGACAAGCUCGAGGCCAAGGAAAUUGGUUCACUUCCUCGGGCUUUCCAAUCCGCUUCGGAGCUGAAGGAUGCUGUCGAGUCCCUCGAGUCAAAGCAAACUCGAGGCAUCAUCACGCUCAACUUCGGAGAAGACGCAAUGGUGCCAACGACUCCUGAGAAGCCGGCUCCGCUCCAACUCGACCCCACGGCAACAUACAUCCUCUCCGGCGGUCUGGGUGGAUUGGGAGCCAACAUUGCCGAGACCAUGUUCCAGGGCGGGGCACGACACUUGGUAUUCCUCUCUCGUUCCGGCGCCACCACUCCAGCGCAGAAAGCUCUUCUCGCUGGCUUCGAGGCUCGUGGAUGCAAGGUUGACGCACCCCAGUGCGACAUCAGUGAUGCCAGCCAACUGGCCCAGAUCCGCGCCACGGCCGCCGAAAAGGGUUGGCGCAUCAAGGGCGUGAUGCAAUUGGCCAUGGUGUUGAGAGACUCCGUUCUCGAGAACAUGACGUACGACAAAUGGGUUGGCGCCACUCAAUGCAAGAUCCCCGGAACCUGGAACCUGCACACAUACAUGCCCGAGGACCUGGACUUCUUCAUCGCCCUGUCCUCCGUCGUCUCGGUGAUUGGAAACACCGGCCAAGCCAACUACGCCGCGGGCAACUCAUACAUCGAUGCACUGUGCAAUUAUCGCCGAAGUCAAGGAUUGGCCGGCACCAGCUUGAACAUCGGCCUGGUCAACGACGCGACCCACUUCACGGCCGAUUUCACAGUCGAAGAUUUCCUCGCCCUCUAUGGACACUUGGUGCCCGUGCAGGUGGCAGACCGAGAAGUCAACAUUGCCAUUGAGGCGGCGAUGCGCGGUCACACUGCCGACGGUGUUACGGUGCCCCCACAAGUGGUUGUCGGCAUCCGCGCGGACCUCGAUCGCGAAGGGAGCGUGACGAGCUUGUGGCCGAAGGAUCGCAAGUUCGAUCACCGUGCCUCGACCAGCACGGACAGUACCAGCGGUGACGGCAAAGUGAAGCUGAAGACCGUCUUGUCCGGAGCGACGAGCGUGUCUGAAGCCACCGAUGCCGUCGAAGACGCACUCAAGUCCAACGUGGCCAAUUCCAUGGGUUCGCUGCCGGAAGACGUCGACGCGGACAAGCCACUGCACUCCUUUGGCAUUGAUAGUUUGAAGGCGGUCGAAGUCCGCAAUUGGUUGUUCCGAGAGGUCAAGGCUGAUGUCUCGGUGUUUGAGAUUUUGUCUCCCAUGCCACUCAAGAAGCUCGCCAUCAUGAUCGUCAGCAAGAGCAAGUUUGUCAAUGAGGAUGUGGCCAAGGGUGCCAGCGAGGAGCUGCGAGAAUAG
Rhinocladiella mackenziei CBS 650.93 is the source of this 7209-nucleotide messenger RNA. RefSeq lists its product as uncharacterized. The coding region runs from base 1 to 7209 and encodes 2402 amino acids. Gene Ontology annotation, molecular function: phosphopantetheine binding; fatty acid synthase activity; oxidoreductase activity. The transcript has 5 exons. The record is from RefSeq and is a predicted model, not a curated record. Lineage: Eukaryota; Fungi; Ascomycota; Eurotiomycetes; Chaetothyriales; Herpotrichiellaceae. Gene Ontology annotation, biological process: secondary metabolite biosynthetic process; fatty acid biosynthetic process.